UUGUUCAUUCGUCUCAGUAUGACGCGAAACAGAAGACUGGAUUUGGACGAUGACAGUUGCUGUGGCUUGCGUUUGCUGAAGAUAAUAAUUUAUUUUUUCAACUUUUUGUUUUAUAUAUCCGGCAUCGUUUUGAUAGGUAUUGGCAUUUGGACAUUUGUCUAUAAGUGGGAAUACGUAUCACUAUUGGCGAGAAGUACCUAUAGAGUGAUCACUUAUACAGCCGUCUUUACGGGCUUUUCUGUUAUCGCUGUGGCCACAUUCGGUUGCGUUGGAGUGGCCAAAGGAAGAGCUAUGUUUGUUCUGAUUUGCGAAGUUGUUGUGACUGUGGAAAGUAAAUCAUUAAGUAGAGUGGAAUCGCUGAUGGACGCAAAUGUAUCAUUCGAAUUUCAGUACACGUUAUUGCUGCUAUCAGUGCUAGUAUUGGAAGGGGUGCUGUGUAUUUUUGCAUAUUCGUACAGUGAGCAAAUCAGCAACGAAUUGAAUUCAUCGCUUAUGGCAAAUCUUUUACGGGACCAUUCGAUAGAUACCGAAAUCAGUAAUGCAAUUGAAACGUUGCAUAAGCAGGGCAAAUGUUGUGGGGCACUCACGUUCGAGGAUUGGCGCAAUUCGGUGUGGUGGCAAAACGUGAAUACAGCUACACUUUCGGGCAGUCGUGGAUUCGAUUUAUCUGUGCCGGACUUUUGCUGUCGUACACAGACGACUGAUUGCGGUCGUCGUGAUCACCCCUCCAACAUCUAUUAUGAUGGCUGUCAGCGAUAUCUUGUUACGUACAUGAAAGAACACUUAACAAUAAUCAGUGGAACGGCGUUUGCUCUAGCAGUUGUACAGUUGAUUGGAACAAGCUUCGCGACGUGUCUUUUCGUGAAGUUGAGGGAUUUCUCGAAGCCAGACCUCCCAAGUGCUCGAUCUCAUGAUUACAGCUUUUAUUGA
This is a messenger RNA of Anisakis simplex (herring worm), 930 nucleotides long. The record is from the annotation of a GenBank genome assembly. Lineage: Eukaryota; Metazoa; Nematoda; Chromadorea; Rhabditida; Anisakidae.